Molecule: messenger RNA, 564 nt
Organism: Cooperia oncophora
Lineage: Eukaryota; Metazoa; Nematoda; Chromadorea; Rhabditida; Trichostrongylidae
Source: the annotation of a GenBank genome assembly
AUGGUUGCAACUGCAUUCAUAAUAGAUCGAUUUCGCGCCAUACUGGCAGCUGCUUAUAUUCUGCUGUUUCCCGUCAAUCUCUACAUGGACUACUUCGCCUCAGAUAUAUUGGCAAUGGCGUGGUGGUCAUACAUGCGAAUAAUGUUCACUAUAUCGCACGUGUUCAUUUCCGCAUCGGCGUUUCUGAUCGUUGCAGCAGCUUUUGAGAGGUACAUAACCAUCUCGAAAAUCCGUAAUCAAUUUGCUCGUCAUCAUCGACUCGCCAUCUGCUUUAUGGCCCUUGUUGUCCCGAAUGGUAACUGUACGGGUAUCACAUCCUUGACGGCCACCGUAAGCGAAUUCAGUGAGACGGAACCGUACAAGACCGCUUAUAAGUUCUGGUUCCGGAGCAUAAUCACAAUCAUUCUGCCUUUCGUCCUGUGUUUCUACCUCAACUUUGGCAUCAUUCGUUUACUUCGUGCUCAGCACCACGGGGCUAAACUCUUCCGUUUUGCCACUUCGGAACAUCGGGUAAGUGAAGUGUUCAUCUGGUCUGAGAAGAAGAAAGCUGUGUUCAGACUCUAG